AAUCCCAUCUCCAUCAUGGGGGCUGUGACUUGGCUAUUGCCGGGCAUCUUCCUAGCUUUGCUUGCCCUCCCUUCCGAAGGUGGAGUCCUCAAGAAAGUCAUCCGGCACAAGCGACAGAGUGGAGUGAACAUCACCCUGCCAGAGGAGAAUCAGCCAGUAGUGUUUAACCAUGUCUACAACAUCAAGCUGCCCAUGGGGUCACAGUGUUCUGUAGAUCUGGAAUCAACCAAUGGGGAGAAAGACCUGGCCCCACCAUCAGAGACCAGUGGAAGCUUCCAGGAACACACAGUGAAUGGGGAAAACCAAAUCGUGUUCACACACCGCAUCAACAUCCCCCGCCGGGCCUGUGGCUGUGCUGCUGCUCCUGAUGUGAAGGAGCUCCUGAGCAGGCUGGAAGAGCUGGAGGUCCUGGUGUCUUCCCUCCGGGAGCAGUGCACCAUGGGAACAGGCUGCUGUCUCCAAACCGCAGAAGGCCGCCUAGACACGAGGCCCUUCUGUAGUGGCCGGGGCAACUUCAGCACUGAAGGAUGCGGCUGCGUUUGUGAACCAGGUUGGAAAGGCCCCAACUGCUCUGAGCCUGAAUGUCCAGGCAACUGUCACCUCCGAGGCCAGUGCCUUGAUGGACAGUGCGUCUGUGAUGAGGGCUUCACUGGCGAGGACUGUAGCCAGCUUGCCUGUCCCAGUGACUGCAAUGACCAGGGCAGGUGUGUUAACGGGGUCUGUGUCUGCUUCGAGGGUUAUGCGGGGGCUGACUGCGGUCAGGAGGUCUGCCCGGUGCCCUGUAGCCAGGAACAUGGCAAGUGCGUGGACGGCCGGUGCGUGUGCCAGGAUGGCUUUGCAGGGGACGACUGCAAUGAACCCCUGUGCCUCAGCAACUGCUACAACCGCGGGAGGUGCGUAGAGAACGAGUGUGUGUGCGACGAGGGCUUCACAGGCGAGGACUGCAGCGAGCUCGUCUGCCCCAAUGACUGCUUUGACCGUGGCCGCUGUAUCAACGGAACCUGCUACUGCGAGGAAGGCUUUACUGGUGAGGACUGUGCGACACUCACCUGCCCCAAUGCCUGCCACGGCAGGGGCCAGUGCGAGGACGGACAGUGCGUGUGUGAUGAGGGCUUCGCGGGCGCCGACUGCAGCGAGAAGAGGUGUCCCGCCGACUGUCACAACCGUGGCCGUUGUCUCAAUGGGCAGUGUGAGUGUGACGACGGCUUCACGGGAGUGGACUGCGGGGAGCUCAAAUGCCCCAAUGGCUGUAGUGGGCACGGCCGCUGUGUCAAUGGUCAGUGCGUAUGCGACGAGGGUUACACCGGUGAAGACUGCAGCCAGCAGAGGUGUCCCAGCGACUGUCACAACCGAGGCCGCUGCGUCCAGGGCAAGUGCUUGUGCGAGCAAGGCUUCAAGGGCUUCGACUGCAGUGACAUGAGCUGCCCCAAUGACUGCCACCAGCACGGCCGCUGUGUGAAUGGCAUGUGUGUCUGUGAUGACGGCUACAUGGGGGAGGACUGCAGGGACCGCAGGUGCCCCCGGGACUGCAGCCAGCGGGGCCGUUGUGUGGACGGGCAGUGCAUGUGUGAGCAUGGCUUUACCGGUCCGGACUGCUCAGAGCUCUCCUGCCCCAGCGACUGCCAUGGCCAGGGCCGCUGUGUGAAUGGGCAGUGUGUGUGCCACGAGGGCUUCAUGGGCAAAGACUGCAAGGAGCGAAGGUGUCCUGGAGAUUGUCAUGGCCAGGGCCGCUGUGUGGAUGGCCAGUGCGUCUGCCAUGAAGGCUUCACAGGUCUGGACUGUGGUCAGCGUUCCUGCCCCAAUGACUGCAGCAACUUGGGACAGUGUGUCUCCGGCCGCUGCAUCUGCAACGAAGGCUACACAGGAGAAGACUGCUCCAAGGUGUCCCCUCCCAAAGAUCUCGUUGUGACAGAAGUGACAGAAGAGACUGUAAACCUGGCUUGGGACAAUGAGAUGCGGGUCACAGAAUACCUCAUUGUGUACACGCCCACCCAUGCUGAUGGCUUAGAAAUGCAGUUCCGUGUGCCUGGGGACCAGACAUCCACCACCAUCCAGGAGCUGGAGCCUGGUGUGGAAUACUUCAUCCGCGUGUUUGCCAUCCUGGAGAACAAGAGGAGCAUCCCUGUCAGUGCCAGGGUGGCCACCUAUUUGCCUGCACCUGAAGGCCUAAAAUUCAAGUCCGUAAAGGAGACAUCAGUGGAAGUGGAGUGGGAUCCUCUAGACAUCGCUUUUGAAACAUGGGAGAUCAUCUUCCGGAAUAUGAAUAAAGAAGAUGAGGGAGAGAUCACCAAAAGCUUGAGGAGACCAGAGACCUCUUACAGGCAAACUGGUCUUGCCCCUGGACAAGACUAUGAAAUAUCACUGCACAUUGUGAAAAACAAUACCCGGGGCCCUGGCCUGAAGAGGGUGACAACUACCCGCUUGGACGCCCCCAGCCAGACUGAGGUGAAAGACAUCACAGAUACCACAGCUCUAAUCACCUGGUUCAAGCCCCUGGCUGAGAUUGAUGGUAUAGAACUCUCAUAUGGCAUCAAAGACGUGCCAGGCGACCGCACCACCAUUGAUCUCACACAUGAUGAGAACCAGUACUCCAUUGGGAACCUGAAGCCGGACACUGAAUAUGAGGUGUCUCUCAUUUCCCGCAGGGUUGACAUGUCGAGCAACCCAGCCAAAGAGACCUUUACAACAGGCCUGGAUGCUCCCAAGAAUCUCCGACGUGUCUCCCAGACAGACAACAGCAUCACCUUGGAGUGGAGGAAUGUCAAGGCAGCCAUUGACAAUUACAGAAUUAAGUACGCACCCAUCUCUGGAGGUGACCAUGCUGAAGUUGAUGUUCCAAAGAGUCAACAAGCCACAACCAAAACCACACUCACAGGUCUCAGGCCAGGAACUGAAUAUGGCAUUGGAGUUUCUGCCGUGAAGGAGGACAAGGAGAGCGAUCCAGCGACAAUCAAUGCUGCCACAGAAAUGGACGCACCCAAGGACCUUCAAAUUUCUGACACAACAGAGGACAGCCUGACCCUGGUCUGGAGGACACCACUGGCCAAGUUUGACCGCUACCGCCUCAACUACAGCCUCCCCACAGGCCAGCCAGUGGAGGUCCAGCUGCCAAGGGACACCACCUCCUACAUCCUGAGAGGGCUGGAGCCUGGACAGGAAUACACCAUCCUCCUCACAGCCGAGAAGGGCAGGCACAAGAGCAAGCCUGCACGUGUGAAGGCGACCACCGAACAAGCCCCAGAGCUGGAAAACCUCACGGUGACUGAGGUUGGCUGGGACAGCCUCACACUCAACUGGACCACAGCUGACCAGGCCUAUGAGCAUUUUGUCAUUCAGGUGCAGGAGGCCAACAAGGUGGAGGCCACUCAGAACCUCACAGUGCCCGGCAGCCUGCGGGCUGCGGACAUCCCAGGCCUCAAGGCUGCCACCCCUUAUAGAGUCUCCAUCUAUGGGGUGAUCCGGGGCUAUAGGACACCAGUGCUCUCUGCCGAGGUCUCCACAGGGGAAAUUCCCAAUUUGGGAGAGGUCACGGUGGCCAAUGUGGGCUGGGAUGCCCUCAAGCUCAACUGGACUGCUCCAGAAGGGGCCUAUGAGCACUUUUUCAUUCAGGUGCAAGAGGCUGACAGAGAGGAGGCAGCCCAGAACCUCACAGUCCCAGGAGGACUGAGGUCCAUGGACCUGCCUGGGCUCAAAGCAGCCACUCACUAUAGCAUCACCAUUCGUGGGGUCACUCGGGACUUCAGCACAGCCCCUCUCUCUGUUGAAGCGUUGACAGAGGAGGUUCCAGGUCUGGGAAACCUCACAGUGACCGAGCUUAGCUGGAAUGCCCUCAGACUGGACUGGACCACACCAGAUGAGACCUAUGAUCAGUUUAUCGUUCAGGUCCAAGCAACUGACCAGGUGGAAGAGGUUCACAAUAUCACCAUUCCUGGCAGCCAGCACUCCAUGGAAAUCCCAGGCCUUAGGGCUGGCACCCCCUACACAAUUACCCUGCAUGGCGAGAUCAGGGGCAGCAGCACUCGACCCCUUGCUGUGGAGGUCAUCACAGAGGAGCUCCCCCAGCUGGGAGACUUAGCCGUGACUGAGGUUGGCUGGGAUGGCCUCACACUCAACUGGACCACAGCUGACCAGGCCUAUGAGCACUUUGUCAUUCAGGUGCAGGAGGCCAACAAGGUGGAGGCCGCUCAGAACCUCACAGUGCCCGGCAGCCUGCGGGCUGCAGACAUCCCAGGCCUCAAGGCUGCCACCCCUUAUAGAGUCUCCAUCUAUGGGGUGAUCCGGGGCUAUAGGACACCAGUGCUCUCUGCUGAGGCCUCCACAGCCAAAGAACCUGAAAUUGGAAGCUUAAAUGUUUCUGACAUAACUGCUGAGAGCUUCAAUCUCUCCUGGACAGCUACCGAUGGGGUCUUCGAGACUUUUACCAUUGAAAUUAUUGAUUCCAAUAGGUUGCUGCAGUCGGCAGAAUAUAACAUAUCUGGUGCUGAACGAACUGCCCACAUCUCAGGGCUCCCCCCUAGUACUGAUUUCAUUGUCUACCUCUCUGGACUUGCCCCCAGCAUCCGGACCAAAACCAUCAGUGCCACAGCCACCACAG
Molecule: messenger RNA, 4594 nt
Organism: Castor canadensis (American beaver)
Lineage: Eukaryota; Metazoa; Chordata; Mammalia; Rodentia; Castoridae
Source: RefSeq, a predicted model, not a curated record